This is a messenger RNA of Pyrenophora tritici-repentis Pt-1C-BFP, 189 nucleotides long. The record is from RefSeq and is a predicted model, not a curated record. NCBI's taxonomy places the organism in Eukaryota, Fungi, Ascomycota, Dothideomycetes, Pleosporales, Pleosporaceae.
AUGCUCAUCUAUCUGCCUAACGUGUCACUGUCGCAUCUGCUUCUUACCAGAUGCUGCACCUACUCCUUAUUACUCACUCAAAGCGACCAACUCAAUCUCUACUUCCUGUACGCAAUCUUCUUAAUCUCCACCUCUCGCAAAUUCACACACUGCUCGCAGCAAGGUACUAACGGAUUACAAUAUGCCUGA